GAUAAAAGCGAAUCAAGCAGGAGGGAAAUAUCGAAAGUGAUUUUCAUUUCGUUCGGUUGAGUUAUCUAAGUUGUCCAACUUCUGAAGCAAUGGGAAAAAGACCAAGGAAACGGAAACUGGAUUCAUGUGAUCGGUGAGGCACGGGCCCUUUACAACCUUGGCAACGUGUAUCAUGCAAAGGGGAAGCACACCAGGUGAUCAGGGAACCAGGACCCCGGGGAAUUCCCUGCAGAGGUCAAGGAGUGUCUGGUCAAAGCUGCUGAAUACUAUGAGGCCAAUCUAGCGAUAGUCCAGGAGCUGGGUGACAGGGCGGCUCAAGGUCGCGCCUGUGGUAACCUUGGCAACACACACUAUCUCCUGGGAAACUUCAGUCAGGCAAUCAUCUACCAUCAGGAGAGGUUAGCAAUAGCCCGUGAGUUUGGUGACAAGGCUGCCGAGAGACGGGCCUACAGUAACCUAGGCAACGCCCACAUAUUCCUGGGAGAGUUUGAAGUAGCUGCUGAACACUAUAGGAAAACUUUACAAAUUGCCAAACAGCUGGGUGACAAGGCGCUGGAGGCCCAGGCAUGUUACAGCCUCGGGAACACAUACACGCUCCUGAAGGACUACGAGCGGGCGAUAGAAUUCCACAUGAAGCACCUCAAGAUCGCCCAGGAGCUUGAAGACCGGGUCGGGGAGGGUCGGGCGUGUUGGAGCCUCGGGAACGCCCACACGGCCCUUGGGCAUAACGAGGAGGCUCUCCAGUAUGCCAGCAAGCAUCUCGAGAUCUCUAAAGAGAUUGGAGAUGAGACAGGUCAGGUGACUGCCCAGAUGAACCUUGCUGACCUCAAGUCAGUGCUGGGCAUCAAAGUGGGGCCAGACGAAGGUCACAGGCCCAGCCCCUUGGACCAUCUGGAUGUUGGAAUGUACCGACGUACCGGCGUCUCCCGGCGACACAGCAUGGAACAGAUGGAGUUGAUGAAGCUCACGCCGGACAAGAAAGGAGAGACAAUCCCAGUACAUGGCGGGGCAAGACCUAAGAUACCAAAGGUGCAGAAAUCCAUGACAGUGGCCACAUCAGAGACAAUCAUAGCCAAGAAUCAGGCCCCUAUGGUUGAGACACUGUCCCCAGAAGAUGAUGGUUUCUUUGAUCUGCUGAGCAAGUUCCAAGGUCGCCGUAUCGACGAGCAGCGGUGCAGCCUCAAGUUGCCUGUGGAGAAAAAUGGACUCCUGGAGUCAGAAAACAAGGAGAACAAACCCAAACUGGUGUCCACCCCAGACAGUGAGAACUUCCUUGACAUGGUGGCAGGCAUUCAGGGGUCACGCAUGAACGACCAGCGAGCCUCACUACCGCAGUUUCCAGGUCUCAACUCCCAAGCCGUUAUCAACCAAUACCUCCGCGAGAGAAACGUUAACGACGUACCAGACGACAGCUUCUUUGAAAUGCUCAUGCGUUGUCAGGGAUCCCGGAUUGAUGAUCAGCGUAGUGCCCUACCACACAACCGCCCCGCCCCAACCGUCCCAGACGAAGAUUUCUUCGGGCUGAUCCAGAAGGUCCAGUCUAGCCGUCUGGAGGAGCAGAGAACCAGUCUACCCGAUAAGGAUGAAAUCUCGCCUCCCCAACAGGCCUCCGUGAAGAAGAAAAAGAAAUAAUGACUAGUCUAGUUUGAUUCCCAUAUGAGCGAGCAAGAAAUCAGGGGAUUAGGCUUGAAACUGGAUCAGCUUUUUAGAUGUUUUUAGAUGAAAUACUUGCGCUGAACCCUUGGAAUAUAAACUGUGUAUUUAGAUGAGAUAGUCUUGCGCUGAACCCUUGGAAUAUAAACUGCGUAUUUAGAUGAAAUACUUGCCCUGAACCCUUGGAAUAUAAACUGUGUAUUUAGAUGAGAUAGUCUUGCGCUGAACCCUUGGAAUAUAAACUGUGUAUUUAGAUGGGAUAGUCUUGCGCUGAACCCUUGCAAUAUAAACUGCGUAUUUAGAUGAGAUAGUCUUGCGCUGAACUCUUGGAAUAUAAACUGCGUAUUUAGAUAAGAUAGUCUUGCACUGAACCCUUGGAAUAUAAACUUCUACUGGCUGGAAUUGAGGAUUUUGUGCAAAAUUGUAUCAGAUAUUUAAUGUAUCAGUUAUAAUAAAAGUUAUGCUCUGAAAUUCUGUGAGAUGUUGACUGCUACUGGUCAGAAGUUCUGCAUGGAGAUAUUGAGAUUGGACGAACGGAAUGAUUUGGUCCAUGGGACUCUGACUUGAAAGCCUUUGUGUGUUCACUAGAUAGGCUGCUAAAUAUUGCUAUUGCUGAUAUUUCUUCUACACAAUCUGUCCAUGCACAUUCUACCUGAUUGUGAGUACCUCCAUUCUACAAAACGGUUCUACUGGUGGAAGUUGUUGUGGAGUUUCAACGUUUUUCAUAGAUCUCAAUUUCGCACUGCAAAUCCCUUUUCAGACUCGUGUUGAUUGAUGACUCAUGAAGACUUCAAUUUGAAUAUGGAAGAAAUCACGAAGAAAACACGCUGCUUUUAAUAAGUUUAAUAUGUUGGUAAAGUUUGUGUUAAAAUUUCACUUGGAAAUUCAAAUGUUUCUUAGUUUUUAUGCCCCCCUUCAAAGAAGAGGGGGUAUAUUGUUUUGCUCAUGUUGGUCGGUCCGUAUGACUGUCGGUCCGUCCACCAGAUGGUUUCCGGAUGAUAACUCAAGAACGCUUAGGUCUAGGAUCAUGAAACUUCAUACAUAGAUUGAUCAUGACUGGCAGAUGACCCCUAUUGAUUCUCAGGUCAAUAGGUCAAAGGUCAAGGUCACAGUGACUCGAAAUAGUAAAAUGGUUUCCGGAUAAUAACUCAAGAAUGCUUAGGACUAGGGUCAUAAAACUUUAGGUACAUAAAUCAUGACUAGCAGAUGACCCCUAUUGAUUUUCAGGUCACUUGGUCAAAGGUCAAGGUCACAGUGACUCUAAACAGUAAAAUGGUUUCCGGAUGAUAACUCAAGAAUGCUUACGCCUAGUUUUGUUUUGUUUUUCUCUUUUGUAUCCUUUAUAUGUAAAAUUAAACAGGGUUUUGCUCAAAAGAAGCCCUUUUGUAUUUAUUUUUUAUAUCCAACUUUCCUAUAAAACAAUUGAAAUUAACUUUUAAUCAAUUGCAGAGUAAGUAUCGUUAGAAUUACUGUAGUAAUUGUUACAAUAUUAUAACAGUGUUUUCAAGUACUAAUGUAGGUCUGUGUUAGGUUAAUAUUUAUGCCCCCCUUCGAAGAAGAGGGGGUAUAUUGUUUUGCACAUGUCUGUCUGUCUGUCUGUCUGUCUGUCUGAAUGUAUGUAUGUAUGUCCGUCCACCAGAUGGUUUCUGGAUGAUAACUCAAGAACGCAUACGCCUAGGAUCAUGAAACUUCAUAGGUAGAUUGAUCAUGACUCGCAAAUGACCCUUAUUGAUUUUGAGAUCACUAGGUCAAUGUCACGGUGACCCGAAAUAGUAAAAUGGUUUCCGGAUGAUUACUCAAGAACACAUACGCCUAGGAUCAUGAAACCUCAUCGUUAGAUAGAUCAUGACUCGCAGAUGACCCCUAUUGAUUUUGAGGUCACUAGGUCAAUGGUCACAGUGACCCAAAAUAGUAAAAUGGUUUUCGGAUAAUACUCAAGAACGCUUACGCCUAUGAUCAUGAAACUUCAUAGGUACAUUGAUCAUGACUCGCAGAUGACUCAUAUUGAUUUUUAGGUCACUAGGUCAAAGGUCAAGGUCACGGUGACCCGAAACAGUAAAAUUGUUUCCGGAUGAUAACUCGAGAACGCUUUUGCCUAGGAUCAUGACACUUCAUAGGUACAUUGAUCAUGACUCGCAGAUGACCCGUAUUGAUUUUCAGGUCACUAGGUCAAAGGUCAAUGUCACAGUGACAAAAAACGUAUUCACACAAUGGCUGCCACUACAACGGACAGCCCAUAUGGGGGGCAUGCAUGUUUUACAAACAGCCCUUGUUGCAAUAAAAUUCUAUGUAACGUUCAUUUAUCAUGUAAUACCCAUAAUCUAUCAGUCAUCAUUCAUAUUCUGUUAUGCCAUUUGUGCAUCUAGGUUUUGAGUGUUAAACUUAUGUAACAGCAUCACAUUUCAUUAUCACAUCACAUUACAUCUGUUGUGCACUCAAACAUUGUAAUGCAAAACAUACGUUUAGACGUAGUGUUUGAAGUGA
Molecule: messenger RNA, 4137 nt
Organism: Dreissena polymorpha
Lineage: Eukaryota; Metazoa; Mollusca; Bivalvia; Myida; Dreissenidae
Product: G-protein-signaling modulator 2-like
Exons: 10
Coding region: 631-1632 (333 amino acids)
Molecular function (GO): protein binding; GTPase regulator activity
Source: RefSeq, a predicted model, not a curated record